AUUCGUAUAUGACAUUUGCGAUAGCAUAAUAUUUUAUGUUUACUAACUUUUGUAAUUUCCAUAGUUAUUUUUUUAAGAUCCUGAAUUUAAGUGAAAAUGGGUGACCGAUACAAUAUUCACAGUCAGUUGGAACAUUUGCAAAGUAAAUACAUUGGAACUGGUCAUGCCGACACUACAAAAUAUGAAUGGCUUACAAAUCAACAUAGGGAUUCUUUAGCUAGUUACUUAGGACACUAUGAUGUUUUAAAUUAUUUUGCAAUUGCAGAAAAUGAGUCUAAGGCUAGAAUAAGAUUUAAUUUAUUAGAAAAAAUGCUUCAGCCAUGUGGUCCGCCACCUGAAAAACCUGAAGACUAGAUUUUGUGAGAUAUGAAUUUACAAUAUUUGAAAGAAAAGUUGUGCGUCUACAAAUAAAUUUAAACUAAUAAGAUAUAA
Molecule: messenger RNA, 432 nt
Organism: Condylostylus longicornis
Lineage: Eukaryota; Metazoa; Arthropoda; Insecta; Diptera; Dolichopodidae
Gene: Sf3b5
Product: splicing factor 3B subunit 5
Exons: 2
Coding region: 97-354 (85 amino acids)
Biological process (GO): mRNA splicing, via spliceosome
Cellular component (GO): U2 snRNP; precatalytic spliceosome
Source: RefSeq, a predicted model, not a curated record